GAGGCAGGCAGAAGUGGGGGUGGGGCAGGGUGGAAGGGGAUGAGGAGGAAAUUACUGUUUUAGUUGUGGGAUAACUGAGAAGGGCAUCUUUGCAUACGAAACCACUGUCCAACGAGGGUCUAGAUGAGGCAAAAAAAUGAUAACUAGCCAUUAGAGAGAAAAUUUAGGAGUCUUGGAACAAUUAGUACCAUUCUGAGGAUGAGUUUGCAGGGGAUUGUUUGUCUUUUUUCAGCCAAACAAAUGAGAGCUCCUCUCACUGGGCAAAAGCCUUUCUAGACUGGUCCCUGAAAGCAUCGUGCGUACAGAUGCCUGCUGGUUGCCAUGGUGAAUGAUGCUGAUCUGAAGAAAUGAAUAAUGUGAGCGUUGGGGGCGACAGUGGGAUUACUCAGACAGUGGCGAGAGAGACAUCAAGGAGAGACCAGAGCAGAGGAGGGGAGAAGGCACCAUUCUUACAGCUGUGGUCCACUCUGCCUCUGAGAGCUGCGCUCUAACCGGAUCCACCACAAGCAUCAGAAUCAGGAUGAACAUCGAGGUUGGGAACGUUUCUUAUACGGGAGCCAUCAUUUCCUGGUCGUCCUCGGAGCCCUGCCUGGAGGACUAUUACCAUAUUAUGUAUAGGCCCAAUUGGAACAGCAUCUUCUCUGGCUAUCUUCGCUACAGCUUCCACCACGAGGAGAAGGUGCCUCGAACAAUCAGCUCCGUGGCACUGGAACAUCUCGCCCCUUCCACUCUCUACUUCCUGUGCAUCAGCUGUAAGAAGGCUGCAUUCCCCUACAGGCACUACUGCACCAUGUUCCACACCCUGGAUAAGAGUCCACUGGCUGCUGGGAGCUCCCUGGUGGAUCCCCAAAUCUCCCUUUGGGUGUUGAUGGCCAUUCUGCUGGCCUGCUUCACAGCCGUCUUAGCCUUCAUCUGCCUCCAGUUCUGGUGCAUCCGUUGCCAUGAGCCUCGAUGGUCUUACAGAGCUGGUCACAUGGAGGAAGCCAAUGGGCUGGUGAGAUGGCCAGAGGAGGCCCCGGCUCUUGGUCAGAGGGAGGAAGACCUGCAGGGGGUCCCCCUGGUGGAAAUGCCACGCAAGAACUCCGGAGCUGGAGCGGAACCAGAAGCUGACGCUGAAGCCGACCAGGAUGCCCCGGACGUGGGUGCCUUACAGAGGGAGGGUGGUGAUCAACCUGCCCUACUGCCUCAUUUUGGGGAGUAAGAGAUGGAUAGGAGGCAGCCCGCAUCAUACAGCCUAAAGCCCUCCAUGCAGUAGGUCUUCUGUAAAAAUUUGUCUAUAGACUGCUCAUCUGUCUCCCCUCAAAUGUCAGUGUUCUUGUGGAUCACCUGGGUUGGAUGAAUGCCCCAUGACAAAGCUUCUCAAACUGGAAAACAUAUACCACCAGG
Molecule: messenger RNA, 1386 nt
Organism: Ceratotherium simum simum (southern white rhinoceros)
Lineage: Eukaryota; Metazoa; Chordata; Mammalia; Perissodactyla; Rhinocerotidae
Gene: FNDC9
Product: fibronectin type III domain containing 9
Molecular function (GO): protein binding
Source: RefSeq, a predicted model, not a curated record